Salvia hispanica is the source of this 3232-nucleotide messenger RNA. RefSeq names its product G-type lectin S-receptor-like serine/threonine-protein kinase At4g27290. The record is from RefSeq and is a predicted model, not a curated record. Lineage: Eukaryota; Viridiplantae; Streptophyta; Magnoliopsida; Lamiales; Lamiaceae. Gene Ontology annotation, biological process: protein phosphorylation; recognition of pollen. Gene Ontology annotation, molecular function: protein serine/threonine kinase activity; ATP binding. Gene Ontology annotation, cellular component: plasma membrane.
UAAUUUAUUUUGUAAACGAAUUUUGUUAUCACAAAGACAUUGCAUCUUCGAAUUUUGAAUUUUGUUUGCACUAAAAAUCAGGUAACACUCGAAGCUAGCUACGCCUUAGUUUUCCAUUCCCAGUGUCGUUAGACAUGAGGGUUCAAUUCUGUAUUAUUUGUUGGUGUUGUGUGCAUCCAAUUGCUAAAGCAGCCCAAUGCAACUUAAAACCUAGACUUUCGCUCCAAAUGUUGUACUACUAACAAGGCCACAAUGGUUUUCAAUUUUCAAGCGUAACAGCUGUAGUUGAAAUUUCAACCAAGACUUUGUAUUAGUAAUUAGUUCCAGUCUUUAAGCUGAAAGUGAUGGGAAGCACACUAUUUUUCUCUGGUAUUUGGACCAUUACUGAAUGUCUUUUGCGUAAAUGCACCGUAGAAAGACUUAAGACUCUCAAUCAACACAAGUGUGGAGUACUAUUUAGUAGGACUUUGGUGGAAUACAUUCUUGUUGAUUUUCAUUCAAGGAUUCUGAUGGCUUUCAAGUUUAUUACUACAUAUUUCUUGUUUCUCGUUGGUGUGUCCAUAUUUUUUUCGAGUAGCUUUUGCAGAGCAUCAGACACCAUUUCAGCAGGCCAAUCUCUGUUUCCAAACCAGACCAUAAUCUCCAAAGAGGGCAAGUUUGAGCUUGGUUUCUUUUCUCCAGGUAACUCUACCAACUUCUAUAUUGGGAUAUGGUACAAAAAUAUUCCUGUUACAACAGUUGUUUGGGUCUUAAAUAGAAAUCACCCUAUCCCACAAUCCCUUUAUUACAACUCUCAACUAGAAAUAGCCAAUGGUACUCUGCUCCUUCGAAGUGGUGGCAACAUGAUUUUGUCAUACAAACAAACAAAUAAUGCCACUGAAGCUGUAAUUCUAGACACCGGGAAUUUCGUCAUAAGAAAUGCUUCAGGUGUUCAGUGGCAGAGCUUUGAGCACCCAACUGAUACAUGGCUGCCCGGUGCUAUGCUUGGAUACCGUUGGUUUCGUAAUAUACAUGUGAAACUUGUUUCGUGGAGGAAUCCGAAUGACCCUGUUUCAGGAAGCUUUUCAUUAGGCAUGGGGACUAAUGGAAGCAGUGAUCUUUCCAUUAGAAAAGGCGAGAAAAUAUUGUGGAGCAGCGGGCCUUGGCAAGGAGGGACUUUCCAGUCACUUGACUUGAAUUAUCCCUACAACAUUACGUACCUUGCACGCGAUGGAGAUGUAUCUGUGACAUAUAAUAAUAAUAAUAAGUCUGUGCUAUCUAGGAUUCUGAUUAACCAUCGUGGCAGAAUGGAGCUGUUUCAGUGGCUGGAGGUCAGGCAGACCUGGGAUCUGCUCAUAGUGAAGCCUUAUUCUUGUGGGGCAUAUGCCAUGUGUGGUCCCAAUACAAUGUGUGAUACCGAUCCCUCACCAGCGUGUAGGUGUUUGAGUGGGUUCAAACCACGAGUUGAGGUAGACUGGGAUUUUUCUAGUGGAUGUGUUAGAAAAAGACCAUUCCAUUGUACUGACAAAGUAGGAUAUAUCAAGGUAACCACUAGUAGAUUGCCUGAAAGCCAGGAAUCUGUGGAGUUGCCAAAUAAUGUAUGUGAGUUGCAAUGCUCAAAAAAAUGCUCCUGCACUGCCUAUGCAUACGGCAGUGGAGGUAAAUGUAUAUUACUUAAGGAGGACUUUCUAGAUCUGGAAACCCCCACAAACAAUUCUGCAGGUGUAGACCUUCAUGUGAAAGUGAAACAAAAAGGGAAGAGUAGAGUACUUCUUUUGGAGUUAGUGUUGCCCAUUACUGCUGCACUACUCUCGUCUUGUUUUGGUUUCUGUUAUGCACGACCAAAGCUAACAAACUGGAGAUCCAAGGACACACAUCAAAAUCUACUACUACUUAAUUUGGAUACUCAUGGAGAAGAGAAAAAUGACAAAUAUGAGUUGCCAAUUUUUAGUUUUUCUAGCAUAGUUGCAUCGACUAAUAACUUUUCUAUGGAAAACAAGCUUGGAGAGGGUGGUUUUGGACCUGUUUACAAGGGAGAACUAAUGAAUGGACUGUUUGUCGCUGUGAAACGUCUCUCCAAAAGGUCUGGACAAGGACUAGAAGAAUUCAGAAAUGAGACAGAAGUGAUUGCCAAACUACAGCACAGAAACCUUGUUAGGAUCUUAGGAUGCUGUGUUGAGAACAAUGAGAUGAUUUUAGUCUAUGAAUACAUGCCCAAUAACAGCCUCGACUUCUUUAUCUUUGAGCCUACAAGUGGGGGGUUGUUGGAGUGGGCCAAACGCGUUCAAAUCAUUGAGGGCAUCGCUCAAGGGCUUCUGUAUCUCCACCAUUACUCCCGGCUGAGAAUAGUUCAUAGGGAUCUGAAAGCUAGUAAUAUUCUACUAGAUGCAGAGAUGAACCCCAAAAUCUCUGAUUUUGGCAUGGCGAGAAUCUUUGGAGGAAACAACAUGCAAGCAAAUACUGAAAGGAUUGUCGGAACAUAUGGUUAUAUGUCUCCAGAAUAUGCAAUGGAAGGACUAUUCUCAGUGAAGUCUGAUGUGUUUGCAUUCGGAAUAUUGAUGCUGGAGAUUAUUAGCGGAAAGAAGAACACUGGUUUUUAUGGUUCUGAGUAUCUUAGUCUCCUUGGAUAUACGUGGAAUGCAUGGAUACAUGGAAGAGCAGUGGAGGUGGUUGAUCCAUCGUUGGAAAGGCCUGCUUCAUCUUCAGCUGUAUUAAGAUACAUAAAGAUCGGUCUACUGUGCGUUCAAGAAAAUCCAGCUGAUCGACCUUUGAUGUCAGAUGUGGUUGGCAUGCUAAGUAGUGAAGACGCGGAAAUGCCAUCACCCCUGAAUCCUGCUUUCACUGUUACGAGAAGCUCAAACAAAGUUCAAAUCUGCUCAGCGAAUGGUUUGACUCUCUCUCAUGUUGAAGCGCGUUGAAGUUUUCUUUCGUUGCAUAUGAUGAUUGAUUGUAAACCCCAAACUGCUCUUAUGGUUAUAAUAAGAGUUGAAAUAUUCAACAACGGUGUGGACUGUGGAUAGGCUACUAUUCUAUGAUACAGUUGGGAGGCACAUUUAAUUUUCGACAAAGGUCCAUCAUCAGACAUUAUUGUAUUGAUUGAUCUAUGUAGUUGAAAUUUUAAAGGAGACCAUUGUAAUAAGCCUGUGUGUAGUCUUUAUUAGGAUGGUUGAGUGUUGAAGUGUGUAUUUUGAGCCAAAUAUCUCACAUACUAUUUGUAUCUACAUCUUACAAUCAAAUUCUUCAUUAUGCGUAA